UAUUGAGACGACAAAAUCAACAAUGAACACACUCUACAUCAUCUGCGUGUUAGCACUACGACUGCUGGCGUGUUCGUGUGACGUGACGUCACCACCUGCCAGACCGUCCAAAAUGUUGGUAGCACUGCUCGGUUCCAGAAACGUCUCUCACUCUCUCGAACAUUCCAACCUCUCGUCCAGCAACCGACGUUUACCUGCUAGGGUCAGUUCAGCGAACCAUUCUUCCGAUGAGUCAACGAUUCUUUCAGCGAACCAUUCUUCCGAUGAGUCAACGAUUCUUUCAGCGAACUAUUCCGUCAAUCUGCCUGUUUCAACGAUUCUGUCAGCCAACUCAAGCUCUGAAAUACAGGCCCGUGCCAUUCGCAUCAAUACUUAUCCCUACAUACAUACAUUUUCUUACCGCAGCUGGGACCAUUUCGAUGGAAAGUUGCUUGGCAUCAUAAUGGGCUCGUUGUUCGGUGCAGUUUUUUUCUUGAUUAUCCUUUUUUGUUGUAUCCGCGCGUGUUUAUUGAGAAAGCAGCGCCCUGUACGUGAGAACAUCGUCGUCCUUUCUAAUAGACAAACCGAUUCCAGCAUCAACCCCAGCAGCGACUCUAUGCCGACCGGUUUCAGCAGCAACCCCAACAGCGAACCACCACCAGCUUACUCUCAAGUAGUCUUUAGCAAGACUGACAAUAACAUGCAGUGGCAAGCGAGAUUUUAAGGUACG
Molecule: messenger RNA, 709 nt
Organism: Physella acuta
Lineage: Eukaryota; Metazoa; Mollusca; Gastropoda; Physidae
Source: RefSeq, a predicted model, not a curated record